CAGCUGCAAGGCUGAAAGGGCGUCUUCUUCCAGUUCCGGCGCAGAGAUUGCAGAACGGAGUUUGAUAAUACGUGCUGGAAAAUGUCACAUCAGACAGGAAUUCAAGCGAACCCGGAGUUACGUAACUUCUUCGGGAAGUGUAAAGAUGGGAAAGUACGAGUAUUUAAAGUUAUCAUCACAAACGAGGAAUUAGCCCUGGAAAAACACCUCAAUGCCAAAGGUACAUGGGAAGAAGACUACGACAAAAUGGUGUUGCCUCUGAUCGAAGACAAUCAGCCGUGCUACAUUUUCUUCAGGUUGGACACACCAAACCAAAAUGGCUAUGACUGGAUCUUUAUCAGCUGGUCUCCCGACGAUUCUCCUGUUCGCCAAAAAAUGCUCUACGCCUCAACUAAGGCCACCCUGAAGAAGGAGUUUGGUGGUGGCAACAUCACGUACGAAUUGUUUGGUAACAUCAAGGAAGACGUGAGCCUCAGGGGAUACAGAAAGUUUCUGACAUCUGAAAAGGCACCGGCUCCGCUGACACUUGCUGAAGAGGAACUCAGCAGCAUCCGCAAGAAUGAAGCUCGAACAGACACAGGGGUUGAUGCAAAGCACCAGACGCUACGGGGCCUUCACUUUCCUAUGUCAGAUGAUGUCGUGGGAGCGUUGUUUGAUCUGAAGGAAGGCCAGCUAAGUUAUGUACAACUGAGUAUCGAUACCGAGAAGGAAGAAAUUAACCUGGAGUCCAGAGACAACAUCUCUGUGAAUUCGCUACGUCAUAAGAUCCCCAAAAACAGUCCGAGGUACCACCUGUUCCUGUUCCCGCAUUCGCACGAAGGGGAUCAUCUCAAGAGCAUAGUUUUUAUCUACUCAAUUCCGGGAUACCAGUGUCCAGUGAAAGAGAGGAUGCUUUACUCCAGCUGCAAGUCACCAUUGGUGGAAACAAUUGAGACAAAAGUAGAGAUGGAAAUUGCCAAGAAGAUUGAGAUUGAUGACCCAAAUGAACUAAACGAAGCAUUUCUACUAGAUCAACUGCAUCCCAAGCAGAACAUAUGCAAGCAGAUGUUUGCGAAGCCCAAAGGCCCUGCGAAUAGGGGUGCAAGGCGUCUCAUUAAAACGCAGCGGCCCGAGGACAACGAAUAAUGAUGGUUGAACUAGCAGGACCAUCCGAAAUGUGGUGACGUGAAUCGAAGAUUGUGAUUUUUUACUUACCCGUCAACUUUGUGAAAAGUGCUUCACAGAAUGCCCCCUAAGGGGCGGGCUACGAGUGGUUGUGGUCCCAAAUGGGUUUGUGCAAGAUGCUGGUAUGUUGUUUUUUUUCUCUCUCUUUUCUUUUCUUUUACUGGAGAGGAACGUAUUUUUUCAACAGAAGACGCAAACAACUUUUACGAAUUAUGGCUAAAUGGUGCUUCCUCUUUUGAGUUUCAGAAGUUUGGGUGUGGCAUUAGAUGUCCUCUAUUUUUUGUGUGCAUGAAUCAAGCUCUCACAUAGAACCGCAUGGUUUUGGUAUUUUAACUGUUCUGCAAUGAAAUUUCAUCGUGAAAGGCAUGUAUUGUGAUUUUGUAAACCUUUAUUGAUGUGUUUCAUGAAAAGGUGAAAACUUUUUGCUGCCUUUGAUUCUUAGAUGCCACAUUUAUGUCCUAUGCUGGGAUUACAGUAUUCAAGACUAAGGGCUUUGAGAGGAGUGUAUUUGUUUUUCUUCUCGUUUUAUUACAUGUGCAAAGUCUGUUUAGAUUAGGGAUCGAUAUGUUUUUAAAAGGAAGCAGACAGCUGGAGAUUAUGCUUUUGAAAACUAAUUUAUUUAUUUCCUGCUGUUAUUAUUUUUUUUUUAAACUGUGCUGAACACUAAGGCUUCAUUAAACACUUUUACUGUAUAAAA
Molecule: messenger RNA, 1861 nt
Organism: Ornithodoros turicata
Lineage: Eukaryota; Metazoa; Arthropoda; Arachnida; Ixodida; Argasidae
Gene: twf
Product: twinfilin-1-like
Exons: 8
Coding region: 82-1125 (347 amino acids)
Biological process (GO): regulation of lamellipodium assembly; actin filament depolymerization; positive regulation of neuron projection development
Cellular component (GO): actin filament; cytoplasm; myofibril
Molecular function (GO): actin filament binding; actin monomer binding
Source: RefSeq, a predicted model, not a curated record